CCUAGUUUGUUGCUGCAGAUUAAUUCAGUGAUAUUUAUACCUUACCCAUCAAGCAAGACGCAAGUCACAAGUGCAUCGGAUAGUCUGUCGACUAGCAGGCGCGAUAACAAGCCCUAGUGGUUGCAGGAACCGGUGUAAUAAGGGUGUAGUGGGGGGCACUCGCCCCGAUUGUGGAGCUGUUAAAGCUCAUGGAGCUACCAUAAAUUAUGCAAGUUGGUCAAGUGGGGAAGAGCUGAGUCUUAAGAGUGUUAGGACUUUUUUUCUGAUCACGAAAAACGAAAGGGAUACGGGGGUUCAGCAAUGGCCAGAUUUAGAAAGAAAGCAUGUGUUGCCCUCUUUCUCUUCACUCUCUUUAUUUUUGGGACAAUGAUGGGCCUGCGGACGCUGAAACCCAGUGAUGGCUUUUCGGAUCUGGCCCCAGGGCUGGAGAUGGUACCCUUUCUAGAGCGGAUGGACAGGCGUUCUGUUUCCCAGGAAGCUGGGAUGUUGCCACAGCCUCGCGCUGUGGCCGCUCCUGGGACCACCAGAGCUUCACACCCGAGCGCUGCAGACUCCCCAAUGUAUUACGAUCUUCAUAUAUUUUAUUACAUGUGGUAUGGGAACCCUAGAUUCGAUGGAAAAUAUUUACACUGGGAUCAUGUGAUGGUGCCCCACUGGGACCCCAAAAUUGCUGCUGGUUAUCCAAAAGGAAGGCACAACCCCCCUGAAGAUAUUGGCUCUAGUUUUUACCCAGAGCUGGGCGCCUACAGUUCCAGAGAUCCAGAUGUCAUUGAAGAACACAUGAAGCAAUUGCAAGCAGCAGGAGUUGGGGUUUUGGUUUUAUCCUGGUACCCUCCUGGCAUGGCUGAUGACAAUGGAGAACCUCAUGAAGAUCUGGUGCCAGCCAUCUUAGAUGCUGCCCAUCGCCAUAACAUAAAGGCAGCCUUCCAUAUCCAGCCAUAUAAAGGACGCAAUGACCGUACGGUGUAUGACAACAUUAAAUAUAUAAUCAACAAGUAUGGAUCGCAUGGAGCAUUUUUUAAGUAUAAGACAAGUACGGGGAGAACUCUGCCAAUGUUCUACAUUUAUGACUCUUAUUUAACGCCUGCUGAUUCCUGGGCCAACCUGCUAACAAUCUCUGGUUCCAACAGCAUUAGAAAUACUCCGUAUGAUGGAAUAUUCAUUGCAUUGAUAGUAGAAGAACGACAUAAGCACGACAUUCUUUCAGGCGGUUUUGAUGGAAUGUACACAUACUUUGCUUCAAAUGGAUUCUCUUUUGGGUCCUCACACCAGAACUGGAAGGUCAUUAAAACAUUUUGUGACACCAACAAUCUGAUGUUUAUUCCAAGUGUUGGACCAGGCUAUAUAGACACAAGUAUUCGCCCUUGGAAUAAUCACAACACGAGAAACCGAGUCAAUGGGAAAUAUUACGAAACAGCACUUCAAGCAGCCCUUAUGGUUAGGCCAGAGAUUGUGUCCAUCACUUCUUUUAAUGAGUGGCAUGAAGGUACCCAGAUUGAGAGGGCAGUUCCCAAAAAGACAUUGACACGUUUGUACCUGGACUACAUGCCUCACCAACCUAACUUGUAUUUGGAUCUAACACGGAAGUGGGCAGAACAGUUUAGCAAAGAAAAAGAACAGUGGCUGAUGUGAUGCACUGUGUAGAAAAUAUUUUUUUUGUUCUGCUUCUUCUCAGGCCAGUGCCCUUUGUGUUUUUUAUCUGCACAAUGCAUACUCUCUGGGCUAGCAAUGCGCAGUAGAAAUUGAUGUGACUUUAUUAAAGCAUUGAGGUACAUCUAGCUCACCACAAACUGUUUCAAGUUAUAGUUAAACUUUUGAAUCAGGACAGUCUCAUGUCUGGGCAAAAAAAAAUAAUUUCCUUAACUGUAUACAAACAUUCAGUAAUGCUAUCCGGUGGAACUCUACAUCACUGAAGUAAAUGUAGGACAAAUUAAAAUUAAAAACAAGUAUUUUUAUGAACAGCAUUUAAUCCAGAUAUAAGAGUCAAGAAAUAAAAAAAGACAACAUUAUUGCUGUGCCUGUUUUAAGUAAUUCCUCCGACACCAUCCAUAAUGGUAUAGUGUUUCUUGGGGUAUUUCAGUAACCACUUUGAAGAUUUUUGAAAAACAAGUAAUAAUACUCCACAUCAGAAUACAAAACCAUUCCUCCUGUUGACCGUUGCUUUGAAGAUGAUUGCUGAUGUCAGCUACAUCACUGGUGGCACAGGACAUGAAUUUGGGGAGGGGGGUCAUCUGUCUUUCUCUUCUGUUCUCUCCCACUAUCAUAUUGAUUGACUAGAUUGUCUUCUACAUGUACUGUUCUCAGCAGUUUUUCCAUCUGGAAUCUAAUAAUAUUCUAAGUAUCUAAUUUUUUUAUUUUUUAUUUUGCUGGUUUAGUAAUAAAAAUCACUUCAGCCAAUGUAUAAUUGCUUUGAUUUUGAUAACUAGACCAGGUCAUGAAAUCUACACAUGUGAAACAUUUCAGAUCUUUUGCUGAUUUGGGGUUAGUGCAGAAAAAAGCAGAGUAUUUCUGACUAAACAUGUAGGUACCAGAUACUACAUUAUUUUCUGUUGAUUCGAUCAGCACUAGUUGCACAGCUUGUAAAAAUUACUUUGUUUAAUAAAGGAAUAUUUCUAUGGAGAA
Messenger RNA from Protopterus annectens (West African lungfish), 2622 nucleotides. RefSeq names its product mannosidase endo-alpha like (gene MANEAL). The coding region runs from base 301 to 1632 and encodes 443 amino acids. Gene Ontology annotation, cellular component: Golgi apparatus. The record is from RefSeq and is a predicted model, not a curated record. Lineage: Eukaryota; Metazoa; Chordata; Ceratodontiformes; Protopteridae. The transcript has 4 exons. Gene Ontology annotation, molecular function: alpha-mannosidase activity.